This is a messenger RNA of Colletotrichum chrysophilum, 2877 nucleotides long. RefSeq lists its product as uncharacterized. NCBI's taxonomy places the organism in Eukaryota, Fungi, Ascomycota, Sordariomycetes, Glomerellales, Glomerellaceae. The coding region runs from base 1 to 2877 and encodes 958 amino acids. The record is from RefSeq and is a predicted model, not a curated record. The transcript is spliced from 3 exons. Gene Ontology annotation, cellular component: vacuole. Gene Ontology annotation, molecular function: beta-galactosidase activity. Gene Ontology annotation, biological process: carbohydrate metabolic process.
AUGCAUUUGUCAAUUUUCGCGCUGGGCUUGCUCUCCUUGUUCGGGGGCUCCCAGGCAGCCGACAACGAUACCUGGCCGAUCAAGCAAACUACCUACACCGAUGCCGUACAAUGGGAUCACUACAGCUUUAUCAUCAAUGGACAGCGGAAGUUUCUCUUCGGCGGUGAGAUGCACCCCUUUCGAAUUCCCGUGCCACAACUAUGGGAAGACGUCAUCGAGAAGAUGAAGGCCAUGGGCAUGAAUUCAAUGUCGUUCUACUCACACUGGGGCUAUCAUGAGCCACUGGACGGGGAGUUGGACUUCUCCAGUGGUGCUCAUGAUCUCGGGCUUCUUUUGGAGUACUCCAAGAAACAUGGCAUCUUCGUCACGCCUCGGCCUGGUCCAUACAUCAACGGCGAGCUCAACGCAGGAGGUUUCCCGCUGUGGAUUACGACCGGUGCUUACGGAAAGCUUCGAUCGAACGGCACGAGCUAUACUGAUGCGUGGAACGGCUACAUGUCAUCUGUAGCCGAGUUGGUCGCCCCGUACCAGAUUCACAAGAACGGAACUGUCAUCAACUUUCAGAUCGAGAAUGAGUACCCCCAGCAGUGGACAAAUCAGAACGAGAAGAUUCCGAAUUACAAUUCUGUUGACUAUAUGGAAGAUCUCAAGGCGGUCGCAGUCAACAACGGCAUCGAGAUUCCUCUUACUCACAAUGACAUAUCUGGAUACAUUUCAUGGGCUUCGGACUACGAUACAGUUGGUGCGGGCGGAAACGUCGACGUGCAUGGUUACGAUUCCUAUGGCGGGAAAGUGGUCCCGAUUGCUGGAUAUCCGGAUGGCUGCGCAGACACAGUCGGUGCCGAUUUUCGCAACCUCUACUACCGCCACAACAUUGACCAGCGAAUGACGGCUUUCAUCCUGUACAUGACCUACGGAGGCACAAGUUGGGGCUGGCUUGGCGUCCCUUUCCUCGGCACCAGCUAUGACUAUUCUGCACCCAUCGCUGAGGAUCGGUCUCUCAGGGAUAGCUUCUACGAGAUCAAAAACCUGGCGCUUUUCACAAGGGUUGCCCAGGACCUGGCGAAGACAGACCGCAUCGGUAGCGGCAGCAAAUACACAACGAACCCAUCUGUCUCUGCGACUGAGCUUCACAAUCCAGACACAGAUGCAAGAUUCUACGUUGUUCGACACACGGACUCGAAAAGCGACGAGCCUGUCACCUUCCAGCUUCACGUCAACACUUCGGCUGGGCCCGUCACUGUACCACAGAUUGCGCCGGCGACGUCUCUGAAGGGCCAUGUUGCCAAGAUCCUGGUGACAGAUUUUCCAGUUGGUCGGGACAAGCUUCUUUACUCUACAGCUGAAGUAUUCACCUACGCCGUGGUGGACCAAAAGCCGACGCUGGUGCUUUGGGUUCACCCCGAUGAGUCAGGGGAGGUUUGCUUUACUUGUUCUCACCAGGGGAAGCUGCAGACUUGUGACGGUUGCAGAGACGUUCAGUUCAACGUUACCGAGCACGGCACCAUACUGAAGUUCACACAGGGCCCUGGACUUAGUGUCGCCUUCGUUGGAGACACAAGGGUUAUCAUGGUUGAUCGAUCCGGUGCCUAUGCGAUGUUCGCACCGACUCUGACUAACGAUCCUUUGACGCCGGUCAAUCAGACUGUCCUGGUACACGGUCCUUCUCUCGUCCGCGGAGCACAAAUCAGCUCAGAUGUGAUCGCGAUCACCGGAGACACGGUUGACGACGCUCAGCUUGAAGUGUUCGCCCCUUCCAACGUCAAGAAAGUUACUUGGAAUGGCAAACCAGUCGACACGAAACCAACACCACACGGCAGUCUCAUUGGGAGAAUUUCGGGACCACCGAAUAUAGAGCUACCGAGCCUGGGCCCCUGGAAAGUUCAAGAUUCUCUGCCCGAAGUCCUUGUCGACUAUUCCGAUGACGGGGUAGCCUGGGUCAAUGCCGAUCAUCAAACCACAAAGAACUCAAAGAACGAUGCUACCAUUCCGUACCUCUACGCUGAUGACUAUGGAUUCCAUACUGGUUCCUUCAUUUAUCGCGGCAGAUUUACUGGCCGUGCCGAUGGCGUAUCGCUUACUCUUUACGGUGGUCAAGCCUUCGGCUUUUCAGUGUACUUGAACGGCCGGUUCUUGGAGGCAUUCCCAGGAAGUCCAGGCACAAAGGUGGCCUCCGGAAUACUACUUCUAGACUUCCCAGCAGACACAUUGUUGCAGAACACAACCAAUGUGCUCACUGUCAUACAAGACAACUCAGGUCACGAUCAAGGAGCUGGUGGAGCCUUGUCAAUUCGAGGGAUUCUCAACGCAACGCUGAUUGGCUCCGAGGGCUUCGACUCUUGGAAGCUAACUGGAACUGCCGGUCGUUCAGAAGGCAAGAUUAUUGAUCUCGUCCGCGGAGCUUACAACGAGGGCGGGUGGACUGCUGAACGGCUUGGCUGGCAUCUUCCAGGCUUCGACGACUCGAAUUGGCCGACGGCGUCUCCAUCGGAAGGUUUUGAAAACGCCACGAUCCGUUUCUACCGCACGACUGUGCCAUUGAGCAUACCCGCUGAAGUUGAUCUUUCGGUCCAAUUUGAGCUGAGUACUCCUGGAGGCAACAGCACGACGCGAGCCCUGCUGUUCGUCAAUGGGUACCAGUACGGUCGCUUCUCACCGUACGUCAACUCGGCUACCAGAUUCCCGAUCCACCCCGGCAUCCUGAACUUCAACGGGGAUAAUGUGAUUGGGGUCCUGGUCUGGGCGCAAUCUUCGAACGGGACCAGCGUUGGAAUCGAUUGGAAUAUCACAGAGGCUCGGGCCAGCUCCUUGGACGUUCACUUCAACUCUAAAGACUUGCAGCCGACAUGGGGGCAGGAAAGGUUGCGGUAUGCUUAG